Messenger RNA from Oldenlandia corymbosa var. corymbosa, 3325 nucleotides. The record is from the annotation of a GenBank genome assembly. NCBI's taxonomy places the organism in Eukaryota, Viridiplantae, Streptophyta, Magnoliopsida, Gentianales, Rubiaceae.
AAUCAAUUAAAAAAAGAAAAAAACUGAUAUGCUGCUUACCUUUUAGAUGCUUCAGUUAUUUUGGGUUCUCAAUCUUUUUCAUUUUAUAGCCUAAAAAUACUAAAAAAGGAGAGCUUUAGCUAAACAGAAAGCUGAGAAAGUGACCCUUUUGCUGUCUCUCUUUUCCCUCUUGUUCUAGCUGUGAAAUCUUGUCCCAAACAAUUGAAGAAAAUUUUUUUUUUUUAGCUGUUCAUAACUGGCAUUUUUUGUUCUGUCUUGGAAAUCGUUGUUACUCACCCACCAGAUUGAGCAUUUUCUGCUCAUUUUUUUCUUCUCAUUUGAAAGAUUCAACAAUAGAGUAAAGUAGAUCAUCAUUUCAUCUUUUUAAUGACACCUUCUUUAGUGUCAGAGACAAGUAGUGUACGGCGGUUACAGAAUUAAAAAAAGGUGUUGGAGUUGGAGUUUAGGAGUUUAAGGACAAUAUCUGAGAACUCUUUUUUAUCAGUUACCCAAACAGAAAAGGGAUCAAUCAGUUCAAUAUCCAGAGGAUGAUGAAUGGUCUUACACACCUUGAACCAGAUUAUUCUGAAUUUGUUGAAGUAGAUCCAAGUGGUAGAUAUGGCAGGUAUAAAGAGAUUCUUGGCAAAGGAGCUUCAAAGACAGUGUAUGAAACUCAACUUCUGCUUUCUGUUUUUUGAGGUUUUAGGCUUUCUGCCGCUUUCCCCCUUUUGGAAUCUCUAGAUACAUGGCUCCUAUUUUGGGAGUUUAAUUGAUGCAAAUGUGUCAUUAAUAGUUACUUCUUUUUUUAAGAUGCUAAAUGCUCAUUUUAGAUUCUCUUCAAAAGUGCAAAGCUUUUUAGGAAUCUGGAUAGAUGGCCAUAGGCUUUUGCAAAUGAGUUUACUGUAAAGAUUGCUCUUUUUUUUUUUGACAUUUGGGAGUUAGGAUAAAUGAGCUAAUGAUGGUUGCAUUGGCUUUCCUGAUUUUAUUUUCUUGUUGGUGGAUUCAGUUACAGAGCAUUUGAUGAAUAUGAAGGGAUUGAAGUUGCUUGGAACCAGGUCAAACUCUAUGAUUUCCUCCAAAGCCCUGAAGAUCUUGAGAGGCUUUAUUGUGAAAUUCAUCUGCUUAAAACAUUGAAGCACCAGAACAUUAUGAAGUUUUAUACAUCUUGGGUAGAUACUGCCAACAGGAACAUCAAUUUUGUGACCGAAAUGUUCACUUCUGGGACUCUCAGACAAUAUAGGAUGAAGCAUAAGAGAGUAAACAUUAGAGCGGUGAAGCAUUGGUGUAGACAGAUCCUAAAAGGGCUUCACUAUCUUCAUACCCUUGACCCUCCUGUGAUCCACAGAGAUCUCAAAUGUGAUAACAUCUUUGUAAAUGGCAACCAAGGAGAAGUAAAAAUUGGGGAUCUUGGUCUAGCUGCAAUUCUUCGGAAAUCCCAUGCUGAACAUUGUGUUGGCACACCUGAAUUCAUGGCUCCUGAAGUUUAUGCCGAGGAAUAUAAUGAAUUAGUUGACAUAUAUGCGUUUGGGAUGUGCAUCUUGGAAAUGGUAACCUUUGAAUAUCCUUAUAGUGAGUGUACCCAUCCUGCCCAAAUUUACAAGAAAGUUACCUCUGGGCAAAAGCCAGAUGCUUUGUAUAAAGUAAAGGAUCCGGAGAUACGAGAGUUUAUUGAAAAGUGCUUAGCGACUGUCUCUCUAAGGCUGUCAGCGGGGGAGUUGCUAGAUGAUCCUUUUCUUAAAAUUGAUGGUUGUGAGGCAGAAGAAAUAAGACAAGUUAAUAAUCCGAGGGAUUUGGAUCACAUGGAGCCCGUAAUGAGGCAGCCUUUUCCUGAUUUUAGAUAUGAAGGAGAAUCAUUUAGUAACAGCUCCUUCAAUGGAUAUUCCAAUGGUUUUGCAUUUGAAGACCAAAAUGGAUGGGAUUGUCAUCCUAAUGAGUAUGAGCAAAGUGGAAUUCAACUUUUCAGGUAUAAUGAGGAAGUCCAUACUGCUGAAGAUUCUGCACAAGUUGAUAUAACUAUUAAAGGAAAGAGAAGAGAAGAUGGUAGCAUCUUUUUAAGGCUUCGAAUUUCUGACAAGGACGGGCGCAUCAGAAACAUCUACUUUCCGUUUGAUAUUGAGCUAGACACAGCUUUGAGCGUCGCGACUGAAAUGGUUGCCGAGCUGGAUAUGACUGACCAGGAUGUCACGAACAUAGCAGAUAUGAUAGAUGGAGAGAUAGCUUCAUUGGUGCCUGAAUGGAAACCAGGGCCUGGAAUACUUGACACUCCCCGUUUUGCUAAUUCAAGCUUUUGCCAAAAUUGUGCUUCCACUCACACAUCUACCGGUUCUUUAAUAAACUUGCUGUCAGGUGGCAACAAUUUCCAGAUCCUGCAAUGUUUAGGGAAUGGAUGUGCCGCUACUCAUGGUAGAUUUGAGGAGAUCACUUACCAAGUUGAUACUCCUCGCGUUUUGGAUAAGGGAAAUAAGUCAGUUUCAUCAAACCAUAGAAAUGGUCUUCAUCACCUAGAAUUUUGGAAUGAACAUGAAAUCCAUGAAUGCAGUUCAUUAGGAUCUGUGGAGACCCCUUCGCUUGAAGAAGAAGAGGAAGAAGAAAAUGUGGUUGCAGAAAUCUCAAAGGAGUACGAGAAAGGGGUCCAGAAGAGAAUUCAGGUGGCUUAGAGCUACGUAUCUAAUCAAACUGAGAGAGCUUAGAGAUCAAAAGCUAGGAGCUGCGAGUAGACUGCUUGGAUUCCAUUCCACCCAAUCCCAUAGUCAAAGCAGAACUAAAGGUGGUACAAUAUCCCAGAAAACACUCUUCAAUCCUUCUAAUGAUGAUUUUAGCUUGAACUUCAACGUCAAAUUGCAGCUCAGUAGCCCGGUUCACUGUUCCAGACGGACCUGAAACGCGAGGCACUAAGGGAAAUUCCUGCUAAGAGCUUCUGCAAUAGUACAUUACUUGCAAACUCACUUCAUAGAACAAUAUCCUUGCCAGUUGAUGCUAUUUACCUGUCAUAGUGAUCGACUGUGCAGUUAUUCUUGUCUAAAUUUUUUCAUAUAGCUGUAGUGAAAAUCAUCCUCAAUGGAUGAAUCGCUUUGACCGUUGUUGUAUCCUCUAUUCUUGAUAUCUUUACUUUUUCUGGAAAGGGGAUUCACCUGUAAAUUAUCCUUCUCCAUUGAUGAGAAGUGAGUAGUAUACAAAUUUGAAACACAUUGAACAGAAGUGUACAAUUAUGAGAUAUAUAUAAAAAAAUUACCAAGCUUCAGAUUCAUCUGCUUUACUCUCUUUCUAUCUGUUCUUAUUCUUACCUAAAGAUAGCACUGUGUCCUCUGCUGUCUUACUACUAAUUUGGAUACUCUUCAUGAUUUUG